GGCGCCCGGACAACAAGCAAGUCGCAGUCCACCAGACCAGACCAAAGCAAGGCAAGGCGAGGCCAGGCAAGGGAAGUGCAAGGCAGGGAAUCUGCAGCAUCCCAAAACAAGCUCCCUCUCCCAUGGGCAAUAAUCGCGACUAUCGACCGCCUGAUGGCAGUCUGCACCGCAGCCAGCAGCAAGCAAGCAGGUUGGGAAGUGCAUCCUUCUCAACCUCCUCCUCCUCCUCCUCCUCCUCUCUCUUCCUCCUCAUCCUAUAUUUGCCUCCCAUCUUACCCCUCUCCUCUCCUCUCCCUCCCUGCCUGCUAAUUGUUCACAUUCGUUGUCGUCAGCUUUCGUGUUCUCAGCUCAAGCGAUUCGUUCCUGCAACACCAAACUCGAUUCGAGCUGGACCGCGCCUGCAACGCAUCUCUGAAACACUCACGCCUACAAAGCCACCGCUUGUCCAUACAGUAAUUAUCCUGCUUUUCGAUACUCCCUGCUCCGACCCCCUAAACCCUCCCCUGGGUGACGACAAGGGUCCCCCCAUCCAAUCUUUGCUGAGCGUUGCAACAUAACCUUGAUCGCUACCCCGGUGCAGCGUACAUCGUGCUCCUCUCGUCUCAUAUCGACAUUUGCACCUCAACUCUCCAAUUUCGCCCUCUGUCAUACUCCCCCACUCCCAAUUCCCGAUCGACCCCCC
Messenger RNA from Mollisia scopiformis, 682 nucleotides. RefSeq lists its product as uncharacterized. NCBI's taxonomy places the organism in Eukaryota, Fungi, Ascomycota, Leotiomycetes, Helotiales, Mollisiaceae. Bases 123 to 557 code for a protein of 144 amino acids. The record is from RefSeq and is a predicted model, not a curated record. The transcript has a single exon.